Molecule: messenger RNA, 7095 nt
Organism: Orcinus orca (killer whale)
Lineage: Eukaryota; Metazoa; Chordata; Mammalia; Artiodactyla; Delphinidae
Gene: BCDIN3D
Product: BCDIN3 domain containing RNA methyltransferase
Exons: 2
Coding region: 35-1096 (353 amino acids)
Biological process (GO): negative regulation of pre-miRNA processing; miRNA metabolic process
Cellular component (GO): cytoplasm
Molecular function (GO): RNA methyltransferase activity; O-methyltransferase activity
Source: RefSeq, a predicted model, not a curated record
AAACGGGAUAAUAUUACUAACCACCUCCCAUGUUAUGGCGAGGGUUCCUCACGCCAACGGAAACCCCAAACUUCUGCGCUGGCUCAGCGGAGGCCGCUUUUAUAGUCACUCGCCUUUGCCAUGCAGCGCAGGCGCGCUGGAGCCCGGACCGCGCUCGCCGAGCCUGCAGGUUCCCGACUUCCGGUUCCGAGGCGACCCCGAGGCCAGACUGAGACUAAUGGCGGCGUCCAUGAAGCAAGCCACCGGGGGCGUUGAAGAGACCGCGGCGGAAGAGGAACCGCGAGUUCUGGAACCCGGGGCCGCCCCAUUCGGAAAUUUCCCUCAUUAUUCCCGCUUCCACCCUCCAGAGCAACGGCUCCGCCUCCUGCCUCCAGAGCUGCUUCGCCGGCUCUUCCCUCAGAGUCCAGAGACAAGGCCGAUCCUGGGGCUCGACGUGGGGUGUAACUCCGGGGAUCUGAGUGUGGCUCUAUACAAACAUUUCCUUUCCCUACAUGAUGGGGAGACCUGCUCAGAUGCCUCAAGAGAGCUCCAUCUCCUCUGCUGCGACAUAGAUCCAGUCCUGGUGGAACGAGCUGAAAAAGAAUGCCCUUUUCCUGAUGGCUUGACCUUUAUCACCCUGGACUUCAUGAAUCACAGGACCCGGAAAGUUCUCUUGAGCUCUUUCUUAAGCCAGUUUGGAUGCUCAGUUUUUGAUAUUGGCUUCUGCAUGUCAAUAACCAUGUGGAUUCAUCUGAACCAUGGGGACCAAGGCCUUUGGGAGUUCCUGGCCCACCUUUCUUCCCUGUGCUGCUACCUCCUUGUGGAACCACAGCCCUGGAAGUGUUAUCGGGCAGCUGCAAGGCGUCUCCGGAAGCUGGGCCUCCAUGAUUUUGACCACUUCCGCUCCCUAGCUAUCCGAGGUGAUAUGGCUAAUCAGAUUGUGCAGAUCUUGACCCAGGACCAUGGCAUGGAAUUAGUAUGCUGCUUCGGCAACACCAGUUGGGACCGAAGCCUUCUGCUCUUCAGGGCAAAACAAGCCACAGAGACUCAUCCGAUCCCUGAAUCACUGAUAGAAGAAGGGAAAGAAAGGAACAGAAUAAGAUUCUGGAGACAAUGAGAUGGGAGGGAGGAUAGAGAUAUUGAAAGGGGUUUAUACAAAGAAUUAAGUUCAUUCUCCUUAACUCCUGAUAGUUAGGCAGCUUUAAAACUUGGCAGAAGCUUUUUAAAUGUCCAGGACAUGCAAUUAAAAGAAUCAUCAUCUUCCUCAUUUGGGGGGAUGAUCCCUGAGGAGAAUAUACCUGUGAGGCAAUGAUCUGUCCUAUCUGGAAUGACCUAGAGAAAGUGACCCUGGUUCUGGGAUAUGCAAGGGGCUGCUUUUGGUGGUUAUUUAGGAAGACUUAGACCAGGUUAGCCUUAGAAUGUCCCUUCCCUGGGCUCCUUAAAUCUGAUCUGCCUUCAGGCUUCUUCUAGACUUACUCAUCCUGUCUAUGAGACAAAACCUCACAAUACAAUCUGGAAUGAAAAGUCAUUGGCCUGGCUAAAGGAGAAGCUUUGGUAGGAAGAACAUCUUUCCAGAGCAGGUCAAGUUUCCAACAUGCCCAGGCUGAGCACAGCAGUUACAGAUACAGUACUAACCAAGAUGCAUCGACUAGCAUUUAAAAGAUGUUUAAAAGAUUAAAUUAUGAACUCAAAAUCCAACCGGUACAAAUGAAAUGAAUGAAGUGGGAUUGUGUAGAAUACAUACAAUUAUAUUUUAUAUAUAAUAAAAGUGACUUGAGUAUGGUUGAGAAUACCCUGUGAAUCUGGAGUAGGAAAGAAAUUUCUGCCUUUAACCACUCUACCCAUGGAGGUUUCAACUCAAGAAAAGGAACCUCACCCAAGCUCAAAACAGAAAACAUGCCAGCGAGUAAGUUAAUUCAGGACUUUUUUUGUCAGUGUCCUCUGUCAAAGCACACCAGUAUGGAGGUGGGGGGCAUACACCGGUAUGGGGGGUGGGAAUACGUGCAGAGAAGCCUACACAAAAUGCAGCCUACAAUUGGAUGGCUACAGCGUCAGUGCUGUGGGAUAGGUGUCACUGAUGUGUGGCAGGUGUUGAUUUUUAAAACACCCAUGAGUCCACUUCAAGGGAAAGUGAAAGAUAGAGAAGAUUUGGUGGAGAGAAGAUGGAAAAACAAAACAUACCUAGCUAAGAAGGGAGAUUGGAUUGAUGAGCUUCACAAUCUCUAAGAUCCUAUUGUUUUCUGAGUUGAUGCUGUAGAAGGAGGAACAGGGAACAAGAGAGUCUGAACCACCAAAGAGAGGUUGGACUUUUUGAAGAAGUUAGUAAAAGUUCCUACUAAGGAAUUUGAACUUUAUGCAGAGAGAGCAGAAGCCAGAGCAGUUCCUAAAUAAUAGGAGGAUGGAACCAAAACCUUCAUUUAGGAAAACCAGUUUUUCUAUUUUGUGCAGGAUAAUUGUAUGGUUGGUGCCAUUUCCAGUCUCAAUUAGGCUCUAAUACUACUUCUCAGUCUUUUUAUAUUGCUGCUCCUGAUCACUUUUAUCCUAGUGACUCUUCCAGACUUUUACCCUUCUGCAGGCAGGCUCUUGACUCUAUUCCUGCUCCAUUCUCCAUUCAUCUAAGCAGGUGACCUAACCACCAACUAGUGCCAUUUUUGUUUACUGUGUCAGGAAGUCUUUUCUUGCCCUCAGUCUUGAACCCCUUCAUCUUCCCUUGUUUUCACUUCUAAACUUACCCAGUGAGCUUUUACCCAAAUAACCUCUGCCUAAGUUCCAGAUCCCAACCUCUACUACCUCUCCCAAAUUGUAUUUUAUUAAGGAUCCCCUUGGUGUCUCCUUGGCCUCAUUGAACGUUCCUGUCCACCUACCAACAUGCUCAGUUCUCUCUCACCUUCAAAACCACCAACUUUUCCUGUGUCCUAUCUCCCUCUCAGCCUUAUGCAAUCUCCAUCUCUUCACCACCGUACAUGAGCAAAGCCCUUGAAAGAAUACAUGCCACCACCUCUGCUUCCUCAUCUCCCAUUCAUCAGUAGCCACCUGAAUGCCAUAUUUUGAGGCCUAUUUUCAGUCUUCCUCCUGGGCCAUGAAACCAUUCAACACUAUUGACUCCUUCCUUAUUGAAUCACGCUCCCUUUAAUUCUCUGCCAUUCUCUGCCAUUAUUCUCUUCCAAUCUUUUAGUUUCUCUCUACACCUUAAGCAAUUGGUUCACAUUUUAAUUUGCAUAAGCAUUACCUGGGGAGUCCUGGAUUCAUCUCUAGAAACUGUGAUUCAGGUCAGAAAUGGGGCUCAGGAUUCUGGUUUGGUUUGAUUUGGGGUUUUUUGCAAUUUUUAUUGAGGAAAAAUAUAUGUAACAUAAAAUGUACAAUUUUAACUGUUUUUGUUUGUUUGUGGUACGCGGGCCUCUCACUGUUGUGGCCUCUCCCGUUGCGGAGCACAGGCUCUGGACGCGCAGGCUCAGCGGCCAUGGCUCACGGGCCCAGCUGCUCCGCAGCAUGUGGGAUCUUCCCGGACUGGGGCACAAACCCGUGUCCCCUGCAUCGGCAGGCGGCCUCUCAACCACUGCGCCCCCAGGGAAGCCCUUAACUGUUUUUAAAUGUAUAUUCUGUGGCAUUAAAUACAUUCACAAUGAGGAAUCUUUUUAACAGGCAUGCCAUAUGAUUAUGAUGCAAGUUGAAACAGACCACACUUUGAUGCUUAGAGUUCCUUAGGGUCCAUCCAGUCCUCUUCUACAUUUUUUUCCUGGGGUGAGUUCCUCCACUCCCAUACCUUUAACAACUACCUAUAUGCUAAUAACCCCCAAUAGUUAUAAGCCCCACCUUCACAAUUCCAGAUUAAUAUUUUUCCUGUUUUGUAGUCAUAUUCCCCUAGAUAGUUCUUUGGCACCUCAAAUUCAAUGUACCCCAAAAGCAAACUCAUUACCCUCAUUCCAAACCUAAUCCUAUCUCAAUUGUUGGCAUCCACCCAUUGCUCAAGCUACAAACUUCAGUUAAUUCUCCUCAUUUUUACUUCCCACAUUGAAAUAGUCACAAAGUCCAGUGAAUUCUACCAAUAACAUGUAAGUUCCACUUAUUUCAUCCAUGUGGCUGAUGCCUACCAAAGGUUUCUAUGUUAAGUCCUCUACCCUCCGAUCCAUUGUCUUGCUGCUAGUGUUCCCUUUCUCAAAUAUUUAGCUAUGCUAGUAUUAUGCUUAAAAACCUUCAGUGGUUUCCUAGUGCCUAGAGUCCUGUCCUUUAUCCAGUGCCUAAACCAAUAUUGUUCAAUAAGGUAGCCGCUUGCUAUUUAAAUUUAAAUUAAGGAAAAUGAAAUAAAAUUUAAAAUUCAGCUCCUCAGUCCUACUAGCCACAUUUCAGGUGUUCAGUAGCCCCAUGUGACUAGUGACUACCUUAUUGGACAGCACAGAUAUAGAAAAUGUCCAUUGUUGCAGAAAGUUGUAUAGUACAGUGCUAGUCUUCAUGCCUUUCCUCUACACAUCAGCCACACUGAACUUCUUAGCACAAACUCCUGCUUCCCUUCUCUCUCCCCCACCUCUCCCACUUUGCAAUGUGGUUCAACUGUUUGUCCUAAAAAUGGCUCAGAUAUUACAUUUUCUCAAAAAUCUUCCCCAACUCCUAUAGCAGUUUGCAUUUGUUACUAUAUUCUAGUGAGGAUUUUGUGUAGAGACCUCUAUCACAGUGUUUACCUCAUCAUAUUAUAAUUGUUUCUGUGCCUCUUCCCCACCACCAGGAGACUGAGCUCCUCAAGCCCAACUUAGUUUUGUAUACCUAAGCCUAGCUCAAUGUCUGACACAUGGCAGGUAGCUGAGAAUUACUGGUUGAAUGAGUAUAUGAGUGAACAAAAAAGAAAUGCACCCGAAUUCAAGUACUGAGAAGAAAAGGGAGAUAUAUGAUUGGGCAAAAGACUGCCCAGGAUACUGGGCACAGUGGUUAAGAAUCUGCCUGUCAAUGCAGGGGACAAGGGUUCAAGCCCUGGUCCAGGAAGAUCCCACAUGCUGUGGAGCAACUAAGCCCUUGUGACACAACUACUGAGCCUGCGCUCUAGAGCCCGUGAGCCACAACUACUGAGCCCCCGCGCCACAACUACUGAAGCCCAUGUGCCUAGAGCCCAUGCUCCACAAGAGAAGCCACUGCAUUGAGAAGCCCGCGCACCGCAACAAAGAGUAGCCCCCGCUCGCCACAACUAGAGAAAGCCCGUGUGCAACAACGAAGACCCAAUGCAGCCCCCCACCAGGGAAGCCCCAACAUAACUUUUAAAAUCCUUAACCCUAUUGGGGUAGAUACUAUUAUCAUCCUCAUUUUGCAGAUGUUGGAACUGAAGCACACACAGCUUAAGUGACUCUCCCAAGGUCACGUACCUUGUAAGUGGCAGAGCUGGGCUUACCUAGGCAGUGUGGCUGCCGAGACUGGGCCUUGGCUACUAUCCCUUGAAAUGUCAUGGAAAUCAAGACCGAGAAGAGACUCCAGAGAGCCAGUGUAAAAGAGCAUGGGCUUUGGAGUUACUGUGCUUCCUCAAAUUAUGUGUUCAGACCUGGGAAUAAGAGACCCAGCCAGGCCACUCUUAGCUAUCCCUGAUGUUCUUAGAAUUCCCCUCGCAGAAAUCAGGCCUAAUUCUAGGUUGAGUACCCAGUAGCACCCCUGCUGCUGCCUACCAGUUAAAUAGGCACAUACAGCAAACAUAGACUCUUACGUCUCCAUAAGUGCUAACUACCCUCUUACUGUACCCUUGACUUGCCAGCAACCCUGACCUUCCCCUGAAUUCCCAAUCUGCCCCUAGCUUUGACUUCUGGGUAGGACCUCAAAAAAGUGGAUUUCGGGCUUCCCUGGUGGCGCAGUGGUUGAGAGUCCGCCUGUCGGUGCAGGAGACAAGGAUUCAUGCCCCGGUCCGGGAAGAUCCCACAUGGCGCGGAGCGGCUGUGCCCGUGAGCCAUGGCCGCUGAGCCUGCGCGUCCGGAGCCUGUGCUCCGCGACAGGAGAGGCCACAGCAGUGAGAGGCCCAUGUACCGCAAAAAAAAAAAAAAAAAGUGGGUUUCAUCCUCAGGAGGUAGGGAUUUCAAGGCCAACUCUAGGAUGUAUUAAAAUCCCAAGAUCGGUUAGCUCCUCCUCAGCCUUCUGAGAUUGAGUUUGGCCUGGGAACAGAGCAGUGAAAAGAACAUCAGGUUUGGAACCAGGAUCUGCCAGUAACUCAUUGUAUGACCACCCUAUUCAAUUCAUUUAACCUUUCUGAGCCUCAGUUUACUCAUCUGUACGACUGAAAUAACAAGACCUUCCUUUUCCUAUGCCCAAAUGUGCUAAAGGAUAUGAUGGUAAUUUGCAGAAUAUGGAUUGUUAAAGUGCUGUUACAUUCUAAGCAUGCUACAGACCACAACCAUGCCUGUUAGAUCAAAGACUUAUGAGAAAAACAUCUCAUCUCUGUAGAAAACAUGCAUCUUACUAUUUCAAAUAAUUUGUUUUUUAAGAUGAGGGAGUAAUAAGUAGUUCAACUUCAGCCUACAGAGCAUUUUAAAGGAAGCAGUGGUGGGAGGGAGAGAGUGAUCAUUGCUAAUGGAAAUGAGGUUUAUGAUGGUCGCAGAGUGAUAACUGAUUAUAGACGUGAAUUUACCUACUUCUCUGUAGAUCUUAAUUUAAGAACACUUUGAAACCUUGUGACCCUGCUGGUGCUCUCUCCCUUCACCAAGGCAGUGCAAAGAAAUAUAUAUGGUUCGGGGGCAGGCUGAAUACUGGUCCUCCAAAGUGUCCACAUCCUAAUCCCUGGAACCUGUGAACGCUACCUUAGAUAGCAAAACGGACUUUGUAGAUGUGUACAGUUGUGUAGAUUAAGGAUCUUGAUUAAGGAUUAAAGAUUUUGAGAUCAAGAGAUUAAUCUGGAUUAUCACGGCUGGCCCUAAAUGUAAUCACAAGUGUCCUUAUAAGAGGAGGGCAAAGGGAGAUUUGACCACAGUAGGUGUCAUGACAGAAGCAAGAGGUUGGAGUAAUGUAAGGAAGGGCUACAAGCCAAGAAAUGCAGUUAGAAAAGGCAAGGAAAUGGAUUCUCUCCAGAAGCCUCCAGAAGGAAUGCAGCCCUGCCAAUACCUUGAUUUUAGACUUCUGAUCUGUAAGAGAAUAAAUUUGUGUUGUUUUAAACCA